Molecule: messenger RNA, 3462 nt
Organism: Toxotes jaculatrix (banded archerfish)
Lineage: Eukaryota; Metazoa; Chordata; Actinopteri; Toxotidae
Gene: metap1
Product: methionyl aminopeptidase 1
Exons: 11
Coding region: 45-1208 (387 amino acids)
Biological process (GO): proteolysis
Molecular function (GO): metalloaminopeptidase activity
Source: RefSeq, a predicted model, not a curated record
UGGCUGCUUCUCGGCGACUCCACCCCUCUCCGGCAGACGAAGGCAUGGCGAGCACCGAGACCAGAAGGGAGUGUGAGACAGAGGGCUGUAGCAAGGACGCCAAACUUCAGUGUCCCACAUGUAUCAAGCUUGGUAUUCAAGGCUCCUAUUUCUGCUCACAGGAAUGUUUCAAAGGGAGCUGGGCAUCUCACAAGUUGCUGCACAAAAAAGCAAAGGAGGACAAGAACCAGAAUGAAUCUAAGAACUGUGUGGAGAAGGACAUCAACACAGACCCAUGGCCGGGCUACCGCUACACAGGAAAACUACGCCCUCACUACCCACUGACUCCCAUGAGGCUUGUACCUGGCGACAUCCAAAGACCUGACUAUGCUGAUCAUCCCAGAGGGAUGUCUGAGUCUGAGCAAUUUCUGAAGGGGACGUCACAGAUCAAGAUCCUUUCUCCUGAGGACAUUGAAGGCAUGAGAGUUGUGUGCAAGCUGGCACGGGAGGUCCUUGACAUUGCGGCCAUGAUGGUGAAACCAGGUGUUUCAACAGAAGAAAUCGAUCACGCUGUGCAUCUGGCCUGUACAGCAAGGAACUGCUACCCCUCCCCUCUCAACUACUACAACUUCCCCAAAUCCUGCUGUACAUCUGUCAAUGAAGUCAUCUGUCAUGGCAUCCCGGACAGAAGACUACUACAAGAAGGAGACAUCCUCAAUGUGGACAUCACCGUCUACCACAACGGUUUCCAUGGUGACCUCAACGAAACCUUCUUUGUCGGAGAGGUGGAUGAAGGAGCAAAGAAGCUAGUUCAGACUACAUAUGAAUGCCUUAUGCAAGCCAUCGACUCUGUGAAGCCUGGUAUUCGUUACAGAGAGUUAGGUAACAUCAUCCAGAAGCACGCUCAAGCCAACGGCUUCUCUGUAGUUCGGAGCUACUGUGGCCACGGCAUCCACAGACUUUUCCACACUGCUCCCAACGUGCCACACUAUGCCAAAAACAAAGCAGUUGGAGUUAUGAAGCCUGGCCAUGUGUUUACCAUUGAGCCCAUGAUAUGUGAAGGUGGAUGGCAAGACGAGACGUGGCCCGACGGCUGGACGGCAGUGACCAGAGACGGGAAGCGCUCGGCUCAGUUCGAACACACCCUGCUGGUGACGGAGACCGGCUGCGAGAUCCUCACCCGCCGCCUGGAGGAAAACGGUCGCGCUCAUUUCCUGAGCCAAAUGUAGGACGGACCGGAACACACCAAGGGACUGGACUUGGCAGAAACAGACACCCAGCAUCUCUGGGACACGCACACACACAUACACACAUACAUACACACAUACAUCUCAAACAAGAGGCACCACUCCUAGAGCUCAGUGUAACUGUGGCUCUCAUUGUUCUUUGCAUUAAAUAUCGGUUCCUCAAACUAAAUGGAAGUACUUGAAUGUGUCUUAUAUCAAAUGUGGAUUGCUUUAUUAGUGAAAACAGUAUCCUAUGAAGGAAAUAUGAGAGUAUUUAUGAGAUUUGGUUUUGCUUAGUUGUCAGGCUUUACAGCAGACCUGUUCUCACCUCUGGGUCAUGUUCCCCCCAGAGCUUAUACUGGCUGGCUAGUUGUUGUCUGUGGUGUGUGGAGCUCAGGGCAAAUCCAACUACGCCAUCCUUUUGCUUCUUUUUUCUCAUCCUCUGCUAACUCAAUCAGACUUCAUAUGAAUUUGCCAGAGAUGGACUGAAAAGAACCAGCAAUAGUAGAGACACCAGAGAGUUCCAGGAAACAGGGUCAAAAAGUCACGCAAUCUCAACACAACACCAGGCUGAAAACUUUGGUAACUUUAAAGCAUCUGAUUUAGCAUUUACAAGCAGUACCUCAACAUUUAAUACAUAUUUUCUAACACACUAUACUGUAGUUGUAAGCAGAUGUAAGUAUUUAUUCAUCUAUUUGUCAACAACUAUAACUCCUCCUGUGGGCACUCAUAUAUAGAUGCUGGUAUUUAAACAGAUUGUAAAUGACAGUUUAGUAAAACAGCUGAAAUAAUAUAAAAUAUGUCCUUACAGGAGCAGCUAUAAUUGUUGACAAAUACUGUACAUUAGUAACCAUUUAAAGUGUCAUUAAAGUAGAUCAAGGUUUACCACAAAUUUAAGUUUGAAUUUUAUUCUGGCAGUCAUGUUGGAUAUUCAGAUAUUCAGCUCUUUUGCGUCAAAGUUUUAAUAAUUUUCUAAAGGCUUACCAGCUGGUCAUCAUAACGGACACAUGUAAUGGAAUAGUUUGACAUUUUAGGAAAUAUACUUAUUUGCUUUCUUACUGAAGAUUGAUACUUCUCUCUUACCUGCAUGUCAAAUAUGCAGCUAGAGCUAAAUGAUAGUUAGCCUAGCUUAGAAUAAAGAGAGAAACGGCGGAGCAGGUAGCCUGGCUCUGUGCAGAGUUCAUUCAUUCACCAGCACAAAAACCAAAGUGAAAAAAAACACAAAUUGUGUUUUUACAGGGGGUUAUGUGCACCGUGCCAAGAAAUAGUCACACAUGUAACUCCUUGUAAAACCACAGCUUAAUUUUUAUGCUUACUAAACAAACUUUAAACAAACAAAAUACAGUAUAACAAGUAAUGAGAUUUAGAGGUGCUGUUUGCUAAUGAAGCCAUGUCCAGGUGAUGUUAGCUUUGCAUACAGACUGGACAUUGAUAGACAAGUUAUGAUUAUUCAUUAGGAUUAGUUUUUAAUUUUUUUUAACUAUGGACAGAGCUGUGUUAGCUGUUUCCCAUCCUUAUUAUAAGAUAAGCUAAGCUAAGCUAUCCAUCACCUGGCCGUAGCUUCAUAUUUAAUGGACAGAUAUGAGAAUGGCAUCAAUCUUCUAAUCAAACUCUUGGCAGGAAGACAAAUAAAUUUAUGUCCCAAAAUGUUGAACUGUUUGUUGAAUUUAUGCACUUCUUUUGUUAGGAAAAUAAUAAUCAGUUGAUUUAUUGCCUCAUGCCAGCCUGUUGACUAGCUAAUGACAGUACCAGGUCAACUAUCAAUAUUUACCUUUUGACAUGUCCAGUAGAAGCACCCCAACUCAACUGUUAAAUCCUGAGUGUAGCUAUUAUUAGUGCACAGCUAGUUGAGGACGUCAGUCAUGGUUGCUAGGAGAACUGUGACGCAACCACAGAGCACCUCUGUAGAUAACCAGAAUAAAAAUAACGACAAUUGCGCUCAGUGUCGUUCAAGUGCUGAACUUGUUAAUCCUGCUUUGAGGAACACUCCUUUGGUGUCUCGUGUUUUCAAUAGCCCUGGUGUAGCAAAUUGAGCCUUAAUGUGUGAAUCUAGGAGUUAAAAGUUGCCAGACCAAGGUGCGAUAACUGAUGCCCCCCCCCCCCACCAUAUCUUGACAGUCACCAUCUGCCUUGAUGUGGGGAUUUUCCUGGUGUGAGCAGCAUUCAUUAUUUCCACAUUUUCAAAGGACUAAUGUGAUCACAGUUUCUCUGCCAUCUUUGUAUUUCUUCUAAUGGAGUAAUAAAUGACUCUUCUGUA